Pseudozyma flocculosa PF-1 is the source of this 3960-nucleotide messenger RNA. RefSeq lists its product as uncharacterized. The transcript is spliced from 2 exons. NCBI's taxonomy places the organism in Eukaryota, Fungi, Basidiomycota, Ustilaginomycetes, Ustilaginales, Ustilaginaceae. Bases 1 to 3960 code for a protein of 1319 amino acids. The record is from RefSeq and is a predicted model, not a curated record.
AUGUCGGCGCCGGCCGCCGCCAUGGCCGGUGACACUGAAGCCACUGCGACGACGAGCUUGGCCCCUUGCACAUCGAUCGACAAGACUCAACCUCCGCUGCCGCCAUCCACGGUCCAGGACAUGCCUGACGCCGACAAGCCCUCGGUACGCCGGAGCACUUCCAGCAACCUUGGCAGAGGCCUUUUGAAGCGACUCGCCAGCCACUCGAGCUCACGCUCAAAAGGCGAUGACAAUCCUUCCCGACUGAGCGGUGAGAAUAAAACGGCGGCCGGCAACACCGACAGGCGAGCAUCGCAGCCGCCUCCGUCCGCUGCCAGUCACCACCGCCUGACGAAAGCGGAGCUGGCCGAGCUCAGCAGGCCUAGGGGCAAGUACAAGAGCGGCGUCCGCUGGGAUCAGUACGAUGUCCCUGAGCCCUUCAUGGAGGUCAGCGCAUCGGCUGCUGCGCAAGAGGGCUCGGCCGCCCUUCAGGAAGGUCUGGUCGCCAACGCGAUGCUCUCCUCGGCCAGCACCGCCGCGGCUCAAGCUUACGCCGAGAACCGCGUGCUUGCGGAGCCUAUCUUUUCAACCGUCUCCGGCGCCGCCUCUCCACCCGCAGAAGCUGAUGCAAGGAACGCGGUUGGCGUCCCGAGCGUUGAUCAGACUCUGGCCGCCGUCACCCAGAGCGGAGUGACCGCCGGCAUCCUGUCGGAGCGGACAUCUCCAGCGCCAGCCGCACAGCGCUCGCCAUCGACGAAAGCGGGCGAUCCGAUUUCUGCAACAGGCACCACGACCUCGUCCCAGCGAGCCUCACCGGACCAGCAGUUGGUGUCGGAAGCAGCGCAACGAGUGCUCGCGGCCGCGAGGAAGCAGGCGCGCAUCGCGCAGAGCAAGCAGGGCCUCUCGGUUCCCGCCUCGCCUCUGACGCAGCAUGCGCCCAACCUCAGCGCUGCCGACAAGAAUGUCGUCAGCCAAGAACCGAGCUCGUCGACCGCAGCGCCAACCAACAGCGGCGAUCACUUGGCGGCCGCACAUCUCAGCGCAGACGAACAAGUUGCAGUCAAGCCAGGCCGUGGAAAGAGUCUGAUCGGAACAAUCAAGGAUAAGGGUGGCAGGAAGCCGCGCAGUCGCAAGAAUUCGCUUUCGAGCAGACCCAAUGAUGGCGCCUCUGUGUCGAGCUCGCCGGAGCCCAAUGCCAGCAGCCCGCCCAACACCAUCGGACGGCGCCGUCGCUUCAACGACACGAGAGACCUCGACCUGCUUGCCUACGAGCUGGCAGCAGAGGCCUUGGCUAGCGGCCUACCACAGCCUCCCUUUGCGCGAGGCAGCCGCAGCGGAUCCUCGACGCCGCGCUCCCUCGGCCAUGGACAUGGCAGCAGCGAUGAUCGCCGCCGCUCAUUCCACAGCGUCGGCAGCGGCAGCGAGCACACUUCCAACACCAGCCAGGCCAGUCUCGCCAAUCUCAUGAUGCAGCCGAUGACGCAGAUCAACCCGGUUCAGAGGUCACGCGAGGCCUCUUUCUCUGGGCUCAGUGCCCCGUCGACGAACGGCACCCCGUCACAUAGCGUGCCUGCGAGCCCUCCCCUGAUGCCCAGCGAUGCGAUGCGACCAGAUCGGAAUGGGUUCUCUGCCCCGUCGCCGUAUCUCAACCAGGCUGCGAACCUGAUGCCGGCGGACAUGCUGACCGGACUUGGUGGUUCGCCGUACCCGUCACUGUCCUCAAGAAAGGCGCGCGAUCCUCUUGAUGGCAUCGACAAUCUGGACCCCUUCGGCAUCCCGCUCGUCCACGAGUCGCCCUUUGACGCCACGUCGGCCUACGCCAAUCGGACCAACGUCUACCAUACGCCAACCCAGGUGGCGCACGCCCGCGGCCGUGUUGGCGCCGCAAAUGAACGGCGGAGCGUGCUGCAGAUGAAGCUGCACGAUCCAGAGACGGAACUGCAGGGCCUCACCAAGGUGCCCAAGGGCAAGAAGCUGACGCCGUUCGGAAGCCGGGCCGGCAGCCGCGCGAGCAGUCGUGCGCCUUCGCCUAGCGCGUCGGACACGAACCUCAGGGCGACCGCCGCGGCACAGGCAGACACCCCAGCUGCCAAGAGAAAGGUGGCCCAGGCUGCGAAACCCUCGGGCGUAUCGAGCCCCCGGUCGCGGAUGCCUUCGGUUGCCGACAUGGACAGGCACAGUGCGAACAACCGGCCUUCUUUUGAUAACAAGGCUGCAUCGGCCGUCGUACCCCGUCACACUUCGCCUGCCGAGUCCGAGUCCCAAGUCGCGACACCUAGGGCAGAAGCGCCGCCGCCGCCGCCGAUCGACGCUCGUAGCGGAACCAACUCCCAGCUCUCCAACGAGGCGCAUCCCGAGCUCGAGGGCCGGUCGACGGAGUUGCAGCCGAUAUCGGCGCUGUCGGUCCCCACGAACGUCAACGGUAGCAAACCCAGAUCGCAAUCGGGCGCGACGUCAAACCUUCCUCCCCCGUCCAAGUCGUCGAACCGGCUCUCUGGAAUCUUUGGCUUUGGCAGGAAGAAGAAGGAAGACCCUGCCCCGCCACAGUUGCCGUUGGCGCCACCGCAAGCCGACGCUGCUAAGCAAAUGUCGAAGGCGACCGCAUCAGCUCGCUCUGCCGACACUGAGGAGACGGGAGAUGUCGUCGUAAUGCCAUCCGAGCAAGGCAGCCUUCCGCCUCGAGCGGAGCCGCCGACCUUCUCCCACUUGCGCGUCGAUGCUGGCACAUCUGCAUCCCGAUCCCUCCCAACGGCGACGUCUGGUGAAGCUACUCCCGAGGUGCAAGGUAUCACCAUGCCCUCGGCGCCGGAGGACGAGGCCCGAUCUCAAUCUGCGGUCGAGUCUGUCCCUUCGUCUCUCCUGGCCCCUGCGCCGGUACCGCCAAGGCUUUCUAGUGCUUCGAAACCCUCCAGCGCCACAGCUUCGUCGUCUGAACGCCUUGAGGCCGGAAGGAUGUCGGAAUCGUCAAGCCGGAACGUCACCACAAAGGCGCAGAAGGAGGAUGACAAGAAUGGCGGUUAUAACCUCAACGCCUCCGCCGCAUCCAAACCCAGCGACAGUGCCGGCGGCGGCAAUGUGCGCCGCUUCCUGCGUCGCCUCAGCAGCUUUGGCGCCAGCAGUGCCCGAACCUCCGACGGGAGCUCGGCGGCCAAGAAGAACAGCGCCAAGGCCAACUUCCCCGACGCCUCGACGAUGCCCAAGCUGGACCGCGAGCAGCUGGUCAAAGCAGGCAUCAUUCCUGCGCCCCCUACAUCCGAUGUGACCGGGGCGGAUGCCGCGGUCCCGAAGCAUGACGCUGUGCUUGCCGCAUCGCUUGCUGCAGUUCACAGCAACGAUACCGACCCAUCGACUGAUCGACGGGAGCGAGAGGGCUUGCUGGAUGCCCAGCGGCCACGCCCUUCCAAUGCAAACGCCAAGCCGGUCGAGGCCAUGCUCCGCAACCCCGACGACGCUUCAUUGCCUACUGAGACUCGAGCGGGCCCUGCUCCGCCCGUCUACGAGCCCGCGGCACUCUCUGACGGCAUCCAGGCUGCGGCGGAGCAGCAGGAGGCAACAUUGAUGCCAAGUGCUCCCGAUGCCGCUCCUUCGAUGGCAUCCGAGCAGGUCGAGCGCGCGGUCGCCAUCAACUCGAGCAUGGCCAAAGCCGGCUUCGGUACCAGGUCCGCGACCGUCUUCAGACAGCCGCCCUCGGAUGAGCAGCUGCGCACCGAGGCUGCGACCAGCCAGCUACCCACCGACGAGCUCGAAGCACGCAUGCACCAGCUGGCGCCGCCUUCGGCUCGAUCCGACUCUCGCACGCCGUCCUUGGAGGUGCCGACCCUGCUUGACAACGAGACCCCGCCGCCGCUGCAGCCCGGCGAGGUCAUCACGCCCGCCUCGUCGGCCGGCUCACUCGUUCCUGCCCAAGCCGCCGACGAGGCUACGCCCAACAAGCCUACCUACCGCUCUGAGCCGUCUACGACGGCGAGUGCAGUAUGGUAG